CUAGCUGUGCACAUGAACUGUACUGCCUGUUGAGCAAAAUGCUGGGAAUUAAUUUUGUCGCGUUUUGGUUCGUGUUAGUCUCUGCCUACAAAGCAACGGCAUUUGAAUGGGAAGGUUUGUUGGACUAUAUAAGUCUAGAAUAAAAUAUUGCCACCUCGAAUUCACUUCCACAUACCUCACUAUAGUGGAAGUGGUAAAUCAAUUGUAUAUACUCAUUAUUUAAAUUAAGGAGGGAUGCACUAAUAAUGUAUUUGAAAACUGAAUCCCGUCCUUGCAUGUAUAGAUCCCCUCAUAUAGAGUUUCUUCCCAAGGGCCCUCAAAACUUAUAUCUCUCUUCAAUCCCACACAGAGAACACAGACCCAUCAUUAUUCGAGGCUGAUAUCAAGCUGUUGUCUGAACAGAGAUUUGCUCUGAAGACAACGGGAGAUAUUGAUGCUCGGGUUGGUGCAAAACGUGGCAUUACCAGCGACCAGGACAGGUUAUGGCGUGGAGGAAUUGUUCCUUAUAAUAUUACUGAAGAUUUACGUAAGUACUAGCCCUAGGGGAUUAGGAAUGAAACAAACCGACCAUAGUCAGAAAAGGGGAUAAUGACGAUUAUCUCGGACAGGUACGUUUCUUGACAGAAAGUGCUGCUUGGGUUGUUACAUAGCAUUGAUAGGUCUUUGAGGAAGCCGUCAGGUACUGAUAUGACAUUAAUUUUAGUUUAAAGAUAUGAAUCUAAAAGAUCCGAAUAUAUCAUUGUGGUCAUUGAGAGAUCUCACAGUAGAGAGAUUCGAAUCUUUUCAAGAAAUGCUUUUUAAGGUUUGACUAUACACUGAACGAAUUACAUUUGCACAAUACACCAAAUAAACCAGGCUACAGUAAAUCAACCCUAAUCUCAUUUUUCAAAUCAAAAAGAGAAAAGCAGAAAACCUAUUAACUUAGUUUUAAGUCUCAUGUUUAGAAAACAUAACAAAGGCGCAAUUCUUAAUACCUUAAUUUCCCCAUCAUUGCAAGCCCAUCUUAUUAAUUAUCUAAAUGAAAAUAUAUCUUUCUUAAUUAAAUGAAGUUAACAAUACACAAGCGAUGGCGGGUAUCUAUAAUGCGUUCAAAGAGUGGGAGAGUCAGACAUGCUUACAGUUCGUACAAAGAACAACUGAGCCAGAUUAUGUCGAGUUCUUUGGUUCGGGAGGGGGGUAAGUCAAAUCGAUAAAUUCUACAUUCUCACACUUUCACAUAUCAUGUAGUUUAUUGGGAUAUAAUUUGUUUAGCUGUUUCCCCAAGAACACAAUAUUCCAUUCAUUUCACGGUAGUUAAAUUUCUCUAGAUGCUGGUCUUAUGUUGGUCGUGUGGGAGGAAAGCAGUUGAUCUCUUUAGCAGGCGGAUGCUAUGGGGUUGGAACAAUCACCCAUGAAAUAGGUUCCAGUUUCUUUCUUGUUUAUCCAAAGAUAUAUAUUGUAUAUUUUUGUCAAGCAGUGCUCAAACGAUAGAGCAAAUGCACUGUAUAUAUAGAUGUAGUGUGGGUAACCCAUAGAAAUAAUAGAUAUCAGUAGUAUUUUUGCACAAGUGAAUGUAACCAUAGGCAUAGUCCAUCAAGGUAUGAUGGUCUGGAAACUAAACAUAAGGCAUUGUUUGAUGUUCUUGUCUGAGUUUAUGUUAAUUUGUGCACGGUCACGGUGAUUGAGCUCAUUGUAUUUUCGUAUAAUUAAGUAACCGUCCAAUAGGGAUGGAAACAAAGGUCUCCUUUUUUUGGCUUUGAAGUUUGCCGGGAUUCGAUCCAGACCAUCAUAUCUUGAUUGCUCAAAUUUGACGUAUUAUCACCUAUAGGUGAAUACUGAUAACAAAACCAAAAUCUUCAAAACGGCGGCGUCAAAUUUGAAGUCAACUGUCAGCUGUUCCAAGUUUGGGCAACUUGUGCACUAAAAUUGGAGCAUGAGUUAGCUGCUUUUAGCUGUAGAAACUGUGGGCCUUACUUUCAAAUGUGAUUUGAAGUUUACCGUUUGCGGUUAGCGUUUUGCCGUAAACGUCAAUCUGACAGUCCCUACUGAUAAAGGAAUAAGCGAAAUUGAAAUAAAUUCAGUCCCAAAAAACACAAAAGACUUGUGUACGUAGCCCCCCCCCCCCAAAAAAAAAAUUGAAAUGUCGAUAAGUUGGGCAAAUAACGAUUGAACGUAAGUCGGGCAAAUGUUGAACGUUUUGGGAAAAGUGGGUAACUGCUCAAAACUUCAAUGCCGUUGCUCGUAAUUAAUUAAAUGGGAAUGUCAGGUGACAGAUUCUGGCCAUGGUUAUCAUGCCCCUGUAUCAUAAUUUUAUUUGAAAUUUCAUUCGAAACCAACUUUCUUAAAACAGGUCAUGCAGUUGGGUUUUGGCACGAGCAAAGUAGACCAGAUCGAGAUGAACAUGUGGAAAUACUAUGGCAUCAUAUUCCCAGAAGUAUGGGACAAACCUACUGACUUUAUUUUGUAUUAUAUGUUGUAUACAAUUCCGUACGUAGAUUGCGCGAUUUCUUAGAAUCCCAAAUCCCACCAUAUAUUUCUUCCCAUUCAUCGUUUUCCCGUUCUUCCAUAUCACUAAUAGACCCUUUUUGUACUCUCUCUGUACUCUCUUUGUACUUUAAACAGUAUAAACAAAUUAAUAUGCAAUUUUUCUUGUAAGUUGAAAAUUUUUCACAUGGUAAUCGGUGUAAUCUACUAAUCUGAGCUUUACUAUAUUUUCAGAUAAAAAACACAACUUCAACAAGUACAACCGUUCUCAGAUAGAUUCUCUUGGUUCAAAAUACGACUACAUAUCAGUUAUGCAUUAUUCAUCAACAGCAUUCGGAAGAGGGAACAUCACUAUUGUUCCUAAAGAUCCGUCAGUCACGCAACUUGGUCAGCGGUUAGGACUGAGCCCACGGGAUGUGGAGCAAGCGGAUUUACUGUACAAGUGCAAAGGUUAGUAGUCACUGAUCUCGUGUGACACUGGACAGGUAAAUAGUUGUGAAACUAUUGUUGGGGCUAAUUUAUAUCAUUUAAAGUGGUUAGCGUGACAUUUCAAGCGAAAAUGUAUCUCUGAAGGAGUUUCACACUGUAACAUACUUUGAUUAUAAAACAGAUUUUAAUUUAAUCAACUAAACAUGGAUAGUUUAAAGUUGCCUUUAGAAGUCUACCAUUGUAAGGCAUCCGCUAAUUACUGGAAAAAAGCGGUACCUAAUGUUACUUUCUUACACACCACUGGUCGGUUGUAAGAAGACUGGAUAGUGAUUUUUUUAACCGUUGUAAAAAUAUUUGAAAAACUAGGGAAAUGGUCUUUAAAAUUUAUAAAAAUAAACUUGAAUUUAUAACCACUAAAGUUUAAUCUGGGUUAUACCAGCGGUGAAUCACUAUGGUGGAUAGGCCGAUAUCUGGUCUUCGUACAACCGGCACCAGAUUUUAGUCUAUGUCAGUAUAUAAACCAUUAUGUUAACCCUUUUGGAUGUUUAAACCGUUUUAUAAUAUAGCACUUGUAAAUUCUGAACACUGACUGGCUAAGAGCCGUGUUGACAACUCAAUGUCAACACGGAAAAUUUCUUUAAGUAUAAAAUAUUUUUUAAUUGCAGGCAAGACUACAGUAGUUACACCACCUCCACCAGUACGACCACCGCCUCCCUCAGGUAAAAGUUCAUCAUUCAUUGUACAUGUCUUGUAAUAAGGUGAUCGCUAGAUAGUAUACUUCAAAAUAAGGUUUCCGUUUUUAUAACGUAGAAAAAACUAUCCCAACUCAAAACUAGACCCUAACCCUAAUACUAUCCCGCACCCUAACCUUAAUCUAACCCUAACUUAAACCCUAACCUAUUAAACCUUAACUUAUUUUAAAAAUUGAUAUAAAAACGGAAACCUUAUUUUGAAGUAUACUAUCUAACAAUUGCCCUUGUAAUAACUUGUAGAAGUUAUUUAUUGCCAGGCCAUUUACCUCUAAAAACACAUCCUCUUCCUUGUUUAUUAUACUUGCAGGGCCCUACGACUGCACGUUUGAGAACGGAACAUGUGGCUAUCGUAAUGUGGAGGAAAGUGAAGGACUGGACACUUUCGAUUGGACACUAAGGAUAACUGGUACUCCAAGUGGAAACACCGGUCCAACAACUGAUCAUACCACUGGACGCUUUGGUAAUUUUUCAUUUUCCUUACAAAGACAAUUUUUAGUACGAUACCUAGGACCAAAAUGUUUUAAUUCUCUACCUGGUAAAAUUAUGUCUCCAGCUAUAGCGUUGGUAAUUUUAAGUCUAAAUUAAAACCAUUUCUUUGGUCCACUGUUAUGAACAAAAUGUGUGUAAUCGAGGGUGUCCAGUAAUUGUUAGUAAUAUGUCAAGUGGUAAAUUUCAAUAAAAUUCAGAAAAUUCAGUGAAAUGAGAUGACAAAUUAUUCGAUCAUGCUUUAGGUCAUUUCUUCUACAUUGAGACAUCCUCUCCGCGUCAACCUGGUGAUGUAGCCUUACUAGAAAGUCCAGACUACCCAGCGUCAAUUGCUAAACAAUGUUUUGCCUUCUUUUAUCACAUGCUUGGGAAGCAUAUUGGAGAGUUCAAUGUCUACAUUAAACAUGGCUCGGAUAACGAUCUUGUGUUCAGUAAGAAUGAAACGCAGGGAGAUAUGUGGCACAAAGCUCAAAUACAACUGCCUCCAAUGGCCACUGAAACCACUAAAACCUAUCAGGUGAUCUUGCAAUUUUCUAAUUUUAUUCUGACACAGCUCAAUGUUCUUAUAUAAAUCAGGAAAAAUUAUUGUAGGAUCGUUUCAUUUCCUUGAAUGCUUGGCUUUCCUUGAAUUGGCUCUUUGAAUACUUCAUCGUUUUUCCAUUUGCAGGAAGAGUAAGAAAUAAAUGUGAUUAAUAAUGCGGAAACAAUCAUGUAAUUUCCUAAUUUUCCCACCUUCAAUUAAAGACAUUGUAACAAUGUCUCUUAAAUCUGCUCAGUGAUUUGCGUACAGUACAUACAGUAUACAAUAUACUGAUAUAUACGCAGUAUUGUUUACCAUUUUAUCUUUAUGACGUUAUAUAAACUUCUUCUGUCUGUUUGUAUCUUACUGAGACAUUUGUGGUAAAAGUUGCCUAGACUGACAGUUCACUGCCAAUUGACCACCACCUUCUCCACGAUACCGGUCAAGGAAACCCGCUGCUAUAGUGUAUAUACAGUAGCAUGUGAGCAUUUUUCGCAGAUCCUGAUUGAUCUUGUUUACAUGACUUAGAUCUAAAAAUGUAUAAAAUUUACACUCAAAAUUUCCAUCGGCUAUACAAACACCUUUCAACAUAUUUAGUUCUAUCGAGUGCGGGGAUGCCCAAAUUCAAACCUAAAAUUCAAAGCAAACUUUCCAACAGCUUGUCUAUAAAUUUGGAAAUAUUUCUUCAGAAAUCUUGUCUGGGUCGACAGGGGUUUUCUUCUCUGAAGUUUUUAAAUGAGCAGACGUGCCGAAAUACACAAACUAAAACAGCGAGUUAAAUUUUAACCGAAGGUUAAUAGCGCUAACCCACCUUCGAACAACCGGUCCCUGAUAUUUACAUAUAUACAGUAACAUACCUUUAUUCUUCAUGUUAAAUUUCUUCUUUUAGGUUGUAUUUGAAGGUAUCCGUGGAGAAAGUUACCAAGGUGACGUAGCCAUUGAUGACAUUCAUUUCUUCGAUGGAAUAUGCCCUGGACACAACGAUGAAGACUAAAGAUGCAAGGUAUUGUCAAAAAAAUAUUUGUUUUCAUGCCUAUGGAAAACAUCUCGUUUGUUCAGCUUUCCAUCGAGCAAAGAAAGAAGUGCAGAAACUUAAUAUUGUUCUAUUAAUUUUUUUCAGGUUUGAAAAAUACAGCAGCGAAAGAAUGACUUGUGUGUUCAACUUGUAUUUGUUAAAAAUGGGUUAUAGCAAUAAAAUUCGAUAAAAUAAGAUGGGUG
This is a messenger RNA of Paramuricea clavata, 5868 nucleotides long. The record is from the annotation of a GenBank genome assembly. Lineage: Eukaryota; Metazoa; Cnidaria; Anthozoa; Malacalcyonacea; Plexauridae.